AUGGAUUCUUAUUCAUAUGCUAUUUCUUCUUUUUCUUCUUUUAAUAAUUCCUCUUCAACAUAUCCACAACAAGAACAAAAGAAAAAUAAAAAAUUAGCCUCAUAUCAUUCCUCACUUCAUGGAGUUAGAAGGCUCCCAUUAAAACCAAUGACUAAACUACCAAUUGCACCUUUGCCACCAACACCUCCUAAAAUAUAUAGAGUUGAACCUAAUGAUUUCAAGGAUGUUGUCCAAAUGCUCACUUCAUCUCCCGAGUUUCAAUCUGUCUCCAAUGAUUCUAUCUCUCGUUUUGAUUCUGGCUCUGGCUCUGGCUCUAGUUCAUUUAAUUCGAGGCGUUUACAGGAUAUUGCUCCUCCUCCACUUGAUCUCUCACCAGUUUCAUUACAAAGAAGUAACAACAACAACAAUAAUAAUGAUGAUGUUCUUGCACAAUGGCGCGAGUUCCUUCUUCCUUCUUCUUCUACAAACGACCAAUUUGAGGUGUGUGUUGAUUCAACAAUGUUUGAAGCACAAGAAAGAUCGCAUGUAACGCCUCGGAUCCCAUCAGAAAAUUAUUUUGGAUCGUGUAGUCCCUUGGCUAAUUUUCCUCUAUCACCUGCUUCUUUUGCAUGGUGUUCUUCUAUUCUUUUUAGCCCGGGUACACUUACUUCACCAAGCGCGGUUCAAAUCAUAUGA
This is a messenger RNA of Solanum verrucosum, 675 nucleotides long. RefSeq lists its product as uncharacterized. The transcript has a single exon. NCBI's taxonomy places the organism in Eukaryota, Viridiplantae, Streptophyta, Magnoliopsida, Solanales, Solanaceae. The record is from RefSeq and is a predicted model, not a curated record. Bases 1 to 675 code for a protein of 224 amino acids.